Molecule: messenger RNA, 1002 nt
Organism: Sesamum indicum (sesame)
Lineage: Eukaryota; Viridiplantae; Streptophyta; Magnoliopsida; Lamiales; Pedaliaceae
Source: RefSeq, a predicted model, not a curated record
AUUUUUUUGGUAUUGAGGAAGCAAAGGGCGCUCCAACUCCAGCUCCUUGCCUUGACCGUCAGCUUACUUGUAAGAAGCGCCAACGACCGGAUUCCUUUUUCCCGCGAAACAGCCCAACAGCAACAGAAAGUGCAUGUGUGGGAGGCAAAGAGUGGUAUUUUUACAGCCAACGGGACAGAAAAUAUGCGACGGGGAUAAGAACGAACCGGGCCACCAUAUCCGGGUACUGGAAAGCCACGGGUAAAGACCGGCCCGUAUGCGUUGAUGGAACAACCCUUGUAGGAAUGCGAAAGACUUUGGUAUUCUACAAGGGCCGGGCUCCCAAAGGGAGAAAAACCGAGUGGGUCAUGCACGAGUUUCGCCUUGAAGGAACCCUAGGGCCCGGCCCCAACACACCUUCUCUUCCCACAAAGGAGGAUUGGGUUCUAUGCAGAGUUUUUCACAAGAACAGAACAGAAGUUGCAUCCAAACAAGAAAUAACCGGAAUCACGACUUCUUCUUCACCAUCACCAUCACCAUCUCCAUCUCUCCCAUACAAAUACAACGUCGCCGCAUUUGACCAAAAUAUUCAGGCCACGACCAAUGAUCUUCAUCAUAAUUAUGAGCAAGUGUCCUGCUUCUCCAUUUUUCCAACACCCCCUACUUUCUCUCUCAUCGAUCCCGGUUCAGACGUAUCACUUCCACCUCCACCCACAAUAGUUUCCCACUUACUGCAUGCCGGCGCCGGAGCUUGGAAUCAUCUAUAAUUCCUUACUCAUGAUCGAUGAUCCGUCUUCAGUUGUGGUAGGAAGGUACUGAUCAUCUGAUGUAGUCAUUGAGAAACCCUGUGAUUGUUUUGAGUUUUCAUCAAGAUUAGGGUUUUGCUGCCGUGAAAACUAAUACUUGUGUGUGUGUGUGUAUAUAUGACUGUUUAGACUACCUAGGAUAGGGAUUUCUACUACGUCAGUAAUUAUGAAAACAGAACUGAAUGAUUAUGUUGUAGUGAAACUUAUAUUGUGUUGA